Molecule: messenger RNA, 1437 nt
Organism: Mytilus trossulus (common blue mussel)
Lineage: Eukaryota; Metazoa; Mollusca; Bivalvia; Mytilida; Mytilidae
Exons: 10
Coding region: 1-1437 (478 amino acids)
Source: RefSeq, a predicted model, not a curated record
AUGGUGAAAACUUUAUUCGAUAUAUCCAACGCAUUAGCACCUCCAGAUUUUGUUAGUAGCUGGGUGACAAUAUCUGCCUACUCUAAUCCUGAAAUAGACAUUUCACAUGGUUUAAACGAACUACCUCUUAAGGUUGAAGUUCAGAUCAAAGUGUUUGAUCAUAGUUUCUUAGGAAAGGACAUUUUGUUCUUAGCAACAGGAUCUGCACAGAGAGGAAAUGAUAAUGCUUUGCCAUUUGGGGGAGUUCUGUACGUAUAUAAUAAUGAAACAAUCAAGAUAAUGGCACCAGGCCCAAAAGGUUGUACAAAUCCGUAUUGUACAGGCUUUCUUGUGUAUUUAGGGAAAAACAGUACAUUUGGUGGCAAGGACCCAAUACAUAGAUCGUUUACAGAUGGAUUUGUAAGAGCAAGAGUUUGGAAAGCAUGCUCACUUCCGAGACCUCAAUUUAUCUCUGAAGAAAUUCAAAUGAGCUCAGGUGAUUCUAAGUCUAUAACAAAUGGACACAAUACAACGUGGGUUAUUGUAAGAGUACACAUUGAGCAAGACUGGGUUUAUGAGGCACAAGGUAGCGUCUUUUAUGAAACAUCAAGCCAUCCAUUUGGAGGUGUCAUUUUUGCAUUUCGUGAUCGUCAAAUCAGAUUAUGGGUGCCAAAAAGAGGAGCAGGAUCGUCGAAUGCUAAUGGUGUUCCGUUUAAUGCUAUAAAUGGUUGGGGUGAAUCUGGUGAUUUCGGAUAUAGCAAGACAGUUAGAGUGAGGGCAUUUGUAUGGGAUUUUAAAAGUUUUGACCGUAAUCCUAUCAUCGUGGAGCAAACGUCUUACAUCAACAAUGACAACUUUAUAUCUGUUCCACCUGGGUACUCUUUUCAUGACAACAACUUGCUUUUGUUUUCGAUAAAAGCAGAAAGUGGAAAUAAUCAGGGUUACCAGUUCUAUCCAGCUGGUUCAUCUAUGACAGACGGAACGACAGACAGUAAUAAUACAAAGUUUGGGUCAUUAGUUUAUGGCUUUACUGAUGACAAAAUUUACUAUUGGACACCUAAUUUCAACGCAUCAGGGUGUGUUCUGUUAUUGGAUGGUUUAUGGGGUUCACAGAAUCAACAACACUGUCUGAGUGCAAAUGACGUAACACUGAUGAUAACGUUAAGUGUGCUUGAAGUAGAAGAACCAGCAUGUGGAAUGUUACCAUGUGCAGGUGCAUCAGACAGAGGACCAGAAUGCAAAUGUACAGGAAGUGGAAUGGAAGGACAGUUCUGUGAUAUCAAUAUUUAUACUACAUCAAACUUUGUUGUAGGUGUUGGUUCGGGAAAUACUUCAACGGCCGUUUAUAUAGAACCUAGCUGUUUUGAAAACAAAAAUUUAUUCAGUAUUAGUUAUAAAGAUGAAAACAAUCCAUUACCUAUGCUGAUAACUAAUGAUAAUACGAUUUUUUUUGGUUAA